Paramecium sonneborni is the source of this 386-nucleotide messenger RNA. The record is from the annotation of a GenBank genome assembly. Lineage: Eukaryota; Ciliophora; Oligohymenophorea; Peniculida; Parameciidae.
AUGCUUGAUUAAUAUAACGAAGCAAUUAUAUGGGCAGAUAAACUCUUGGAAAUCGAUCCAUAAUAUAAAUCUGUAUUGCUAUGCAAGGGUAGAACUACUAUUAUAUGUUUUAGCAAAUAGUUUAAGAAGGCUUGGCUAAUAUAAAGAAGCAAUUGUAUGGGCAGAAAAAGUUUUAAACAUUGAUCCUAAACAUAAAUUAUCAUUGUAUUGCAAAGGUAGAAUAACGAAUAUAUAAAUUAGGGGAGUGCUUACAAGAACAGAACCAAUAUUCAGAAGCGUUGAUAUUUUACGAAAAAUUUUUGAAGAUUUAACCAAAUUUACAGUAUUUUAAAGACAGCAAAAGUAAUUUUAAAUUUAAGAUAAAGAUGAAUGUUUAGAAGCUUUGA